AUGAUCUAUGGACGCAGUUUGUUUCACAUUGUAGCAAGUUUAAUCAUCCUCCAUUUGUCUGGAGCAGCCAAAAAAGGAACAGAAAAGCAAACCACCUCAGAAACACAGAAGUCUGUGCAGUGUGGAACUUGGACAAAACAUGCAGAGGGAGGUAUCUUCACUUCUCCGAAUUAUCCGAGCAAGUACCCCCCUGACCGGGAAUGCAUCUACAUCAUAGAAGCUGCCCCAAGACAGUGCAUUGAACUUUACUUUGAUGAAAAGUACUCUAUUGAACCAUCUUGGGAGUGCAAAUUUGAUCAUAUUGAAGUUCGAGAUGGACCUUUUGGAUUUUCUCCAAUAAUUGGACGUUUUUGUGGACAACAAAAUCCACCUGUAAUAAAAUCCAGUGGAAGAUUUCUAUGGAUUAAAUUUUUUGCUGAUGGAGAGCUGGAAUCUAUGGGAUUUUCAGCCCGGUACAAUUUCACACCUGAUCCUGACUUUAAGGACCUUGGAGUUUUGAAACCAUUACCAGCGUGUGAGUUUGAGAUGGGCGGCCCUGAAGGCAUUGUGGAGUCUAUACAAAUUAUGAAGGAAGGCAAAGCUUCUGCUAGCGAGGCUGUUGAUUGCAAGUGGUACAUCCGAGCACCCCCGCGAUCCAAGAUCUACUUACGGUUCUUGGACUAUGAGAUGCAGAAUUCCAACGAAUGCAAGAGGAACUUCGUGGCGGUGUAUGACGGAAGCAGCUCGGUGGAGGACCUGAAAGCCAAGUUCUGCAGCACGGUGGCCAACGACGUGAUGCUCCGCACGGGGCUCGGGGUCAUCCGCAUGUGGGCCGACGAGGGCAGCCGCAACAGCCGCUUCCAGAUGCUCUUCACGUCCUUCCAAGAACCUCCCUGUGAAGGCAAUACUUUCUUCUGCCACAGUAACAUGUGUAUUAACAAUACGUUGGUAUGCAAUGGACUCCAGAACUGUGUGUACCCUUGGGAUGAAAAUCAUUGUAAAGAAAAGAGGAAGGCCGGGCUGCUGGACCAGCUGACCAACACCAGCGGGACGGUCAUUGGCGUGACUUCCUGCAUUGUGAUCAUCCUUAUUAUCAUUUCUGUCAUUGUGCAGAUCAAACAGCCUCGUAAAAAAUAUGUCCAAAGGAAAUCGGACUUUGACCAGACAGUUUUCCAGGAGGUGUUUGAGCCUCCUCACUAUGAGCUGUGUACCCUCAGAGGGACAGGAGCCACAGCUGACUUUGCCGAUGUGGCCGACGACUUUGAAAACUACCAUAAACUGAGGAGGUCCUCUUCCAAAUGCAUUCACGACCAUCACUGUGGUUCACAACUGUCCAGUGCGAAAGGCAGCCGCAGCAACCUCAGCACGAGAGAUGCUUCUGUCUUGACCGAGAUGCCCCCACAGCCCGUCAAACCCCUCAUCCCGCCCAUGAACAGAAGGAACAUCCUCGUCAUGAAACACAACUACUCCCAGGAGGCUUCCGACGCCUGUGACAUCGACGAGAUCGAGGAGGUGCCCACCACGAGUCACAGGCUGUCCCGCCACGAGAAAGCCGUCCAGCGGUUCUGCCUCAUUGGGUCUCUAAGCAAACAUGAAUCUGAAUACAACACAACUAGGGUCUAA
This is a messenger RNA of Budorcas taxicolor (takin), 1602 nucleotides long. RefSeq names its product neuropilin and tolloid like 1 (gene NETO1). NCBI's taxonomy places the organism in Eukaryota, Metazoa, Chordata, Mammalia, Artiodactyla, Bovidae. The transcript is spliced from 10 exons. Gene Ontology annotation, molecular function: protein binding. Bases 1 to 1602 code for a protein of 533 amino acids. The record is from RefSeq and is a predicted model, not a curated record.